GGAGGCGAUGUUGCCGGGCCCGGGCCCCUACGUAAGUCGGGCGCCGCGACAGGCCGGCCGGUGAGACGCCGCCAGGAGAGGCCGCGACGGAGCUCCCGGACCCGCCAUGGGCUGAGACACGUCUUCGCCGAGCAGAAUAUGCCCGGGUGACUCCCUCCCAGAUCUUCCUGUGGCCUUCCUUGCCUUCCCUAGUGACACUAUGCAACCCCAGCGUGACCUGCGACGCCUUUGGCUCCUGCUGCUGUCCUUGCUCCUGCUCCUCUUUGAGAUGGCCAGAGCUGGCCGACCCGUGGUUAGCUGUCCUGCCGCCUGCCUGUGCGCCAGCAAUAUCCUUAGUUGCUCCAAGCAGCAGCUGCCCAAUGUGCCCCACUCCUUGCCCAGCUACACCGCACUGUUAGAUCUCAGCCACAACAACCUGAGCCGCCUGCGGGCCGAGUGGACCCCAACACGCCUCACCCAACUGCACUCCCUGCUGCUGAGCCACAACCACCUGAACUUCAUCUCCUCGGAGGCCUUUUCCCCGGUACCCAACCUGCGCUACCUGGACCUCUCCUCCAACCAGCUGCGCACACUGGAUGAGUUCCUGUUCAGCGAGCUGCAGGCACUGGAGGUGUUGCUGCUCUACAACAACCGCAUUGUGGCCGUGGACCGCUGCGCCUUCGAUGACAUGGCCCAGCUGCAGAAGCUCUACUUGAGCCAGAACCAGAUCUCCCGCUUCCCCUUAGAACUGGUCAAGGAAGGAGCCAAGCUACCUAAACUAACACUUCUGGAUCUCUCCUCCAACAAACUAAAGAACUUACCAUUGCCAGACCUGCAGAAGCUGCCUGCAUGGAUCAAGAAUGGUCUGUACCUACAUAACAAUCCACUGCACUGUGACUGUGAGCUCUAUCGGCUCUUUUCACACUGGCAGUACCGGCAGCUGAGCUCCGUGAAGGACUUUCAGGAGGACUUGUACUGCAUGAGCUCCAAGAAGCUGCACAAUGUCUUCAACCUGAGUUUCCUCAAUUGCAGUGAGUACAAGGAGCAUGCCUGGGAGGCCCACCUGGGUGAAACCUUGACCAUUAAGUGUGACACCAAGCAACAGGGGAUGACCAAGGUGUGGAUGACACCGAGCAAUGAACGGGUGCUAGAUAAAGUGGCCAACAGCACAGUGACAGUGUCCAAGGAUGGCAGUCUUUAUUUCCAGCGUGUGCAGCUUGAGGAUGGUGGUGUGUAUACCUGCUAUGCCAUGGGGGAGGCUUUCAAUGAGACACUGUCUGUGGAGUUGAAAGUGUAUAAUUUCACCUUGCACGGGCACCAUGACACCCUCAACACAGCCUAUACCACCCUAGUGGGCUGUAUCCUCAGUGUGGUCCUUGUUCUCAUAUACCUGUAUCUCACCCCUUGCCGCUGCUGGUGCCGGGGUGUCGAGAAGCCUUCCAGCCAUCAAGGAGACAGCCUCAGCUCUUCCAUGCUUAGUACCACACCCAACCACGACCCUAUGGCUGGUGGGGACAAGGAUGAUGGUUUUGACAGGAGGGUGGCCUUCCUGGAACCUGUGGGACCCGGGCAAGGUCAAAACGGCAAGCUCAAGCCAGGCAACACUCUGCCGGUGCCCGAGGCGACAGGCAAGGGCCAGCGGAGGAUGUCAGAUCCAGAAUCGGUCAGCUCGGUCUUCUCUGAUACGCCUAUUGUGGUGUGAGCAGGAUGGGUUGGUGGGGAUGUUCUACCCCAGGAGAGGUAAUGCACCCCUGAAGGAUAUGAGGGGAUGGAAGAGAGGCCUGGCUACUCAAGGGAGUGGGUUCCCCUGACCUCAAGGGAAUUGGUCAUAGGUACAGUAGGCAAGACCCUAAAUGGUGUGGCUGCCGCGACUUUCAAAUAGGGGUAUAUCAAUCCUCAGGCAAAUGCUGCACUCUUGCCAAAGCCCUGGCAGUUCUCCGUGUGAUGGAGGAAGAGGAGCAUGUCUGAAUGAAGAAGGGGUGAGGGGGAAAAGCAGAUUCCCUAAACUUUUUCUAGGUCAUCCCUAGCUCCUUAAGAGAAAAUCAUUUGGAGGAAAAAAAAAAAAUCAUGUUUUUUUUUUCUAUCUCUGCCCACCCACACCAGUGUGUGUUGGGGAGAACUUCCACAGGAGCCACAUUGGGAAAAAGCUGCAGUAUCUUCUUGGGCCAGGAAGUCACAUUUCACAGCUGGGGAAAUUGGAAACCUUUGGAAAAAUGAGUCAGGAAAAGGCUGAGACCUCAAUUGAUAACAUUCCCCAAAGCUACUGUGACUUCCCCCUAAUGCCCUCCUCUUUCCCAGUGAGCCCUGGGUGGGUGGAUCUUUGCAAGAGCCUGGCCUGUUGCCUGUCAGAUAUGGCAACAAUGUGAGAUGUGGUAUCUGUGUCUUGUCCUGGGACCAGUGGCACAGGAAUACAGCAUGAACUGAGGGGUGCAUGUCACAGCAUAGGUGCCAGCACAUAACUUGCAAACAGGGGCUAAACUCCAGAUUGGCUAAUUCCCUGUUGGUAAAACCCGUGGUUAGCAUUUGAUUCCUAGCACCUGGAACUAGGACCAGGAUGGGAGCUGAAGGCAGAGCUUGUAUGGGUGUCUGUCACAGAUGUGGGAUGUAGAGCCACUUCACAUUAGGAGGAGGGUGAAGCAGCCUCUAUUAUGUAGCAUCCGGCUGGACCUACGUGAUUUUCUGUGUAUGCCAUCUCUUCAUUCAGGCUCCUUAUCAAGCUUAGGUGGGAUUCUGAGUUUUCCCUAAUACGCUGCUCUGCAAUAGAAGGGGUCCUGGGAAGUCUGGCCCCAGCUGGGUUAGACUGGGCUUGGGGGAGGGGAGCUGGGAGGUAUCUUCUCUACGUGGACAAAGCUGCCCUGCACGUCUCAUACAUCUCACCCCAGCAAAGACAAAGCACUGGAUUUCAUCAUCUGAGGGGUUGAAGCUGGGUGGUCUCUGCCCCAGAAUGGCAGUUUGGAGUGUGGCCUACAGUUCUGCCCUCUUCACAAGGUUCUAGGCAGUCUUCAGAGACAGUCAGGGGCACUAAACUUUGGAAGAACAGGCCCAGGCCCAUUCCGUCCAAGGCUGCAGAAUACUUUGGGGAUGAAGAUAACUGCUCCGUUCAGCUUUUCCCUAUGUUGCAGGCCCUGGAUGCUCUGAGCUCGGGCAAGGGGAUAAGGAGGGCAAAGGUGAAAAUGAUCUCUGACAUUGGUCUUUUCAGUCUUUCCCCUUUCUCCCACCAAGUUUCCUGUCCACUGGAAGUUCUCCAGAUCUAGUUUCCUGACUUGUUCUUUAGGUUCCAAGAGGUGUCUUUUAUGUAUGGGUAAGGGCUGCUUACGAGGAGCCUACUAAGAUUGGGGAAGGAGAUUAGAACUCAACAUCUUCCCCUUGUUUGUUCCUGGGAUGUCAAGACUGCUGUUCAUCCUUUAUUAGCAAUCUAAUUUUGUGCAGAGAGGUGUGGCAUUUCCCUCAAGUACUUGCAUGCUCAUAGGUAUGCAUGCUUAUAGGUAUGCAUGCACACCAGCACCUUGACUUCCAUCAGGACAGGGAUUCUUUAGUCCCCACCAGUGUCCACUUUCAGAAUGGUUUCCACCUAUGUGCACAACUUCAUGCACAGUUUUCUUGCCCUGUAGGAGAGACAGUGACCAUGCCAGGAUCCCCAAAUACAAACUCUUGUACUUUAAAUUUUUGAACUCCUUAAAGCUUCACCCACAUCUCCAUGGUACUGAAUAACUUCUCUGCAAAGGCUGGAGUUAGGAGAACCACAGGUUAAAGACCUUGGGAGAAGGGAUGAUGAGCUAGCUGGUUCUUCAGAGUCCUCAGAAGCCCUGGAUUAAAGAUAAGAUACAUGAGAAAUAAAUGUAGAACUAGGUCAGUGUUGGACCCAGGACACUGGCAGGGACCAAGCAGCUCUAAGUUACUCUUGUAUGUUAACUGCCUUCGUAAGACAGGGGCAGGAGGGAAAGUUGGUUGUAUUCCAGAGACUUCUGAGGAUUUUGUUAUUGGAGCUAUAGAAACCAGGACUCCCUCCUCAGACUUUCCAGGGAACCUGGGACAAUCUCAUUUCCAUAUUGCAGCUUUCCCUCUAGGCACCACCUAGGCCUCUGAAAAUCUUCAAAGUGGAUGUCAAAUGACAUCCUUCUGGCGCAUUCUACCUGAGUUCCUGGGGACUAGAAGGGCCCUUGUCUUCGUAAGUCCCACCCAGUUUAGGGAAUAAGAGAAGGCUUUGAGGCCCUUAGGUCUCCCUACUGUAUCCACUAGGUUGGCCCCUAAUCUGAGAGACUGGUAGGUGUGCCUGGCUGUCCCACCAAGAGACUGAACUGAGUAGCUUUUUGCCGUAGUUUGUUGACAGAACCCAAAGGUAGCUACCUACUUGGGGAAUUGAGUACUCAGCAUAUGUAAGCUCAACUAGAACUCUGUAGAAAAUUGCCAGGUCUGGUUAUAAGGAAAGGCUGAGAGAUCACCCCACCCCCUCCCCUGACCCUGCACUCAAACCAGUCUCCCAGGAAGCAAGUGUCCCUAGAGAAAGAGUAUGACAGGGCUCUACAAUCUGUCUAUGUGAUUAUGUGUGAUCUUUUUUUCUUUGCCUGUAUUUAUGGGGCUCAUAGGGAGGGGCCAGGAAAACCCCAGCUGGAGAGUAAAGCUGACUGAUUCCAGUUUUGUGUGUGUUCUUGCCUCUGUAUUUCCCUGUAGCCCUGCUGGCAAGGUGAGCAGGCCUUCCCCCAUCCAGGCCCCUAUUCUUCCCGCUUGUGUACAUCCAGGCUGGCAAACCUUUGAGCCUCUGGGCUCUGAAAACUAGACAAUGAUCAUUAAACCUGGCUUGAGUCUCUGUUC
Molecule: messenger RNA, 4791 nt
Organism: Manis javanica (Malayan pangolin)
Lineage: Eukaryota; Metazoa; Chordata; Mammalia; Pholidota; Manidae
Gene: AMIGO1
Product: adhesion molecule with Ig like domain 1
Biological process (GO): brain development
Cellular component (GO): membrane
Molecular function (GO): protein binding
Source: RefSeq, a predicted model, not a curated record